AUGUCUCUCCAGGCUGAGUUUGACAGUGCAGCAGAAAAUGUAAGACAAUUAAAGACCAAGUGACAAUGAACUGAGGGAGCUCUAUAGACUCUACAAUCUACUGUGGGAAACAUUAAUAUUGAAUGUCCAGGAAUGCUAGACUUGAAAGGCAAAGCCAAAUGGGAAGCUUGGAACCUUAAUAACGGUAUGUCAAAGGAAGAUGUCAUGAAAGCUUAUAUUUCUAAAGCAAAUGAUCUGAUGCAGAAAUAUGGAAAGUAGAGUACCCGCAAUUAUA
This is a messenger RNA of Euleptes europaea (tarantolino), 274 nucleotides long. Its product is annotated as acyl-CoA-binding protein homolog. The record is from RefSeq and is a predicted model, not a curated record. Gene Ontology annotation, biological process: fatty acid metabolic process. Gene Ontology annotation, molecular function: fatty-acyl-CoA binding. The transcript has a single exon. NCBI's taxonomy places the organism in Eukaryota, Metazoa, Chordata, Lepidosauria, Squamata, Sphaerodactylidae.